Molecule: messenger RNA, 1496 nt
Organism: Colletotrichum phormii
Lineage: Eukaryota; Fungi; Ascomycota; Sordariomycetes; Glomerellales; Glomerellaceae
Exons: 3
Coding region: 1-1113 (370 amino acids)
Source: RefSeq, a predicted model, not a curated record
AUGUCUUACCCAUACCCUACGCAUUUGCUUCCCCUCAGUUCCGAUAUGGAGGUUCCUCAUUCUGGCUUCGCGCCCAACUUCGGCGCAUCAGGCUCGGGCCAAGCAUCGACGGGCCACGGAGCCCAUGAUCCAACAGACCAGGAGCGUAGAGAUUCCAUCUUACAGGCGAGUCGUCGAAAAUCGAGACGCUCCUUGAACAAGCCUAAUGUCAGACUGCGGCAGGCCAAUAUCUCUGAUUCCAGCCAGUCUGGCCAAGCUGGGGACAAGAAGAGAAACAAGUUGGGCUAUCACCGCACCUCGGUAGCUUGUGACCAGGCCCCGUCUCAAACCACUGAACCAAGACCCAAACCGCAACCGACACCUGCCGGAGGAUCAAAGACCGCUUCCGCAUCGUCUUCUCCCGUUGUACUUCCUGGAAAAGCCCUAGAGAGAUCCCAACACUAUCAGCACCGUCAAGGAGGAGUUCUGCCCUCGUCACAAAACGUACUGCCGACAACUAUCCAGACUUCUGCGAUUGAGAAUAUUGGCCAGGAGCCCACAGUGCCUGCUUCGAACACUUCGACUUCUUCCCAGCGCUACGAUUUUGCGAACCCCCAAAUCACGAACUGGGUAUCACCAGAUGUUAGUUCCAACUAUGCAACACAGUCAGGCGACUAUAAGGAAACGAAGAAGUCUUACGCUGAACAGUCCCCGAUUACUCCGUCUCCGUCAUUCUCGCCGUAUACGUCUCAAGCCCUAUCGUCAGCUAGCUGGAGCAACGCAGAUGCCAACGCUCACAGCAACAUGGGAUAUUCGUCAUUCGCAAUGGGGAACUCUAUGGCAUACCCAAGAGGCACGCAAAUACCUUCACAAUAUCCCACGAUGCCGCAGCAGAGCCGGCAAUUCCCGAGAAGGUCUUCGACGCCGAUGACGACUGACAUGUACACCCCAAUUGCGACAAACUUCCCAAUUAUGGACCCACACACUGUUUCCAUGUCUGCAGGUGCGAACCCGCCUUCCGGUUACGGUACUUGGCCACAGCAGCAGCAACAGCAGCAGCCCCCUUACGGCUAUUCUAGGCCAUCCGAGGGAUACGAUACUUGGACGGCUUAUGAUAAUAGUAGCGGAAGCUAGACACUUCGUAGCCGUAACCGUCCUGCAUCGUCAACGGAAAAUCUUGGGAAACCCGAUCCCGAGCAUUCUCCUCCUGCUCCAAACUCCAUUGGAGGUGAUAUAUCACCUCCAGAGGAUGAGGCGGAGCUUGUGGUUGAGAAACGAGAGAAGAACAAGAAAAAAUAAAUAUCUUUAGCAAACAUGAGGCUGAGUAGGAAGGUAGUUCUAUUUCAGCAAAACCGGAAAAGUGUGUUCCAAGCGAUGGCUUUGAGUCCCUUGGAAGGAGUCGUGUUUUCGAUGCAUCAGACAUGGCGUUGGAUCGGCGCGAAGCGUUCGAAAAUGGAGCUGAUCCCCAGAACGAGAAACGACAGAAAGCAAGCAAUGGGAGUUGAGAGGAUUUCAAA